AUGAACGGGGAAGGUGUGCUCCUCGCCAGUGGGGGCGUGUACCACGGUACGAUCCAGGAUGGACGGCCCGAGGGCAUUGGCCGCGUGGAAUGGCCUCAGCGACCCCGCUCAGCGGCGUCCUACCACGGCGAGCUGCAGCGUGGCGUUCGCUCCGGCCGAGGUCAGCUGGUCACCACAGAGGACAUCACCUUCACGGGCGCCUUCAAGGAUAACAUGCGACACGGCGAUGGCGUGCACACCCUCAACGGGCGAGUACGGUAUGAGGGCCACUUUGUGGAUGGCCAUAUCCACGGUCGCGGAUCAUGCGUGUAUGACAACUACUUGGAGUACAACGGCGACUUCAAGAACGGCGUGAUCCACGGCGAAGGCACGAUGCGGUUUGCAGACGGGGCGACAUACACGGGCAGCUUCCACGAGGGCAUGCGCCAUGGUGAUGGCCGCAUGACCUGGUCCGAUGGCGACAAGUACGUGGGCGCAUACAGGAAUGACCUUCGCCACGGGCUUGGCACAUAUACAUGGAACACGGGGCAACGGUACCAUGGGCACUUCAUGGACGGUAAACGCAACGGCCUGGGCGUAUUCACCUGGCCCGACGGCGCCACGUUCUGUGGGAACUUUGAGGAUGAUCGGAGGAGUGGGCCAGGCGUCCUGUGCCACGAGGACGGCAGCGUGGACGCUGGCCUGUGGGAUGGUUCACAGCUGUGGCGCUUGCUGCCAGUGCAGAGCGUUUUGAAUGAGCUGCGAGAGAAUGAUGAUGCAAAACUGCUCAAAGCCAUUAAGCUCAAGCGAAGGGUCGUGGAAGGCAUGCUCACCAAGAUGUCGAAAAAGGCGAUGGAGUAUGCACAGCGCGGCGAGACGCGAAUGCUCGAGCACUCCCUUCGACGCUGCAAAGUCCACCAGGACGUAUCGAACGAGUACGGCGUGAACCUCCUUAUGUUUGCCGCGUGCAACAAUCACACGGACACCGUAAGGAUGCUGCUGGACUUUGGGGCCGCUAUCAACCUGUUGACUGUGGACGGCGUGUCUACGCUGAAUCUUAGCUAUCACGUGGCGUGGUCGCGGUGCCUCGAUCUCCUGCCCUACUCGUCAACGCUUCGCCACCCCGACACAACCAUCCCAUCCCCACAGGCCAUGCACCCAACAUACGAGCUGCUGCUGGAGCGUGGUGCCGAUCCUGAUCUGAGCAGUUUCCCCUCACCGGUCCUCAUCGCCGCCAUCAACAACGCGGACGUGCACAUGUGCCAACUUCUCCUCGCCUCCGGCUGUAAUCCCAACAUCAUCGACCCAAAGGACGCAUCGCAGCAAACACCAAUUCUUCGUGUCGCGCGCCUUCUUCUGCAGCACGACGCGCACUCGGAUGACGAUCUGCUGCGUCGCCGCCUCGCCAUCAUGCGCCUUCUCCUCCAGGCCGGCACGCAGCUGAACCGCGCGGAUGCGGAUGGAGCGACGGUGCUGCACGCGCUGGCGUCCGUCUCCCUCCCCGACGCAUCGCUGCUCAUCACGGAGAUCAUUGGCCAGGACGCAAGUGUCGACCAGCUUGAUGAUGACGGGUACACCCCGCUCGCACGCGCCGUCAUUGCAGGCAACCUCGCAAACAUUGAGGCGUUACUCAGCAACAACGCUGACCCGAAUGUCCACGUAGGCGCCAAUCGCGAUCUCCCCAUCAACCUCGCCAUCACCGCGCACCCGAACCAGGACGACGAUGAGCUUCGCUUCAAUCUCGUGAGCGUUUUGCUGAAGAACAGCGCUGAUCCGACCUUCUCCGUGCCCGUCGUUGUCAAUGGUGGCGACGUGGCCAGGGGAACGGUGAUGGAUUCAGUGCACAUUCGGCUGCAGACCACGGGUUCCCGGGGCAUGUACUCGAAGCGUCUCAGCUCGUUUGAUCCGUCGCGAUCGCUCACACGCAAGAAGAGCAGCAUGAUGCCGCCGCGUCACGCACGGGACAUGGCCCUAUGCGAGCUGCUUACCAACUCCAUUCGUGACCUUCUCUUGAAACGCCAAAGCUUCAACGAUAUUGAGCUGUGUGCCCAAUGCGGUCGCUCGUACAAGCAGCGUCUCAUGCCGUUUUCUGGAUCAGCGCACAUCUUCUUCUGUGGUGAGCGCUGCAAGAUGCGCGCGCUGAACGGCGACCACCGCAAGGCGCUGCUGGCGUCACUCAAGAGCACAGACCCGAACCGGUGGAAGUUUCUUCAGUUGGCUGACGAGCCGCAUCUUGUGUGGAGAGGCGAUACCAUCAGCGAGGUCCACAGGGCUGUCACCGCGCCACCAGACUACCACCUCACGUCCCCGGGCAAGGCUGUCAGGCGACGGAAGCCAUCUGCGAUAGUGUCUGCGAGCGACUCGAUGAAGCAAGCGAGCGUGGUAUCGCAGCUCAGCCCCGCGCCCUCACUCGCAAAGCCGCUGCCAAACACGCGUUCGCUCAUCAGCAUGCACGCAGCGAAACUGCAGUCUGGCAGCAGCGAUACGAGCCCGGACCGCCACCAGCACGAGGACGCCACACACGCCCCAUCGCCCAAGGCGAGAGCGAAGAGCACAUCGUCACCGCCGUCAGCACGCAAGAAGCGCAUGGUGCACGCGCACACGACCACGACACUCAAGGUCAUGGCGCCAUCACGGGCAGCGCGUACAGUUGAGCGACUGCCUGGGCCGCCACCGGUGCAUCUCGCCCGUCCGUCGUCGGCGGCGUCCUCGCGCUCAUCACGGCCAGCGACACCAUCGGGCCUCUCCCCGCACCGCCGCAAGCAACAACAGCAACACCACCACCAACAGCAGCAGCAACAGCAACACCAACAGCAGCAACAGCAACACCAACAGCAGCAACAGCAGCAACAACGGCACCACCACCAACAGCAGCAGCCACGGCAGCGCGUGAUGAGUGGCGGUGGAAAUGCACUAGCGCGAUCGCUGCCUGCUGGUGCGCUGCGACGCUCCCAGUCGAUUCCCGUCAAGGCAAUGUCGCCAGCAGCAGCAGCUGAUGGCUGGACACGAGCAACACCAAAAGCAGCAACAGCAACAACAGCACCAGCGACAACAGCUGCAGCCACAACAGCAACGACAGCAGCAACCGCAAGCAGUGUCCGUGGUUCAUCCUCGACUGUUGCAAACGACAACAGCGGUAGCGGUGGCAAUGCCAGGAGCAGGAGCAGGAGUAGUGUCAGUUCACGAAGAAGAAACAGCGGCAGCGAUGGUGAUAGCAGACGGGCGAGUGUCAAUGCAGCCAUCAUAAUGACCAUCAACGUGUACACUGUCACACCAAUCAACACGACAACAGCCCAGUCAUGA
Molecule: messenger RNA, 3282 nt
Organism: Salpingoeca rosetta
Lineage: Eukaryota; Choanoflagellata; Craspedida; Salpingoecidae
Exons: 20
Coding region: 1-3282 (1093 amino acids)
Molecular function (GO): protein binding
Source: RefSeq, a predicted model, not a curated record